UGUUGUUGGUCCACAAGGGGGGGCUGCUGGAUAUAUGCUUUAGUGUCCAACUCACUGCCUUCAAACACUGAAUCCAGUUUACGUGGACAGAGCGGGCGAGGACAGCCCCAGAACCCAAGGAAGAUUCCCAGUGCCCGAGCCUGAGCUACACACCUCCCUUGUGCUUUCACAUCACUUGAGGACUUUCAAAUGGAAAACGAGCUAGGACCAUUACCAGUUAUUGGCUUUAAAGGUCUGGAUUAAAUAAUAAACAUUUUGGAAACAGCGCAACAUUGUCAGAAGUGACAGAACAGAAACACAUUAAGAGGAUCAGCUGUGAAUGCACGGAUGCUUGUUGCUUUUUCGGUCUUAGGAGAAAUCUCUCUUCCACUGGAGAAACACAGAGCUCCUUUGUGUCAUCGUUUCAGCAGAUAUUGCCUGUUGAAAGCGUGAAUGCACGCAACUUAUUCUGAACAAGUUGGAGGAAUAGUCGUGGGCAUUUUGCGUCUUUACGCGCACGGAGAAACAGAUGGGACCUGAUAACUUUUUGGAGAUCUCUCCGAGGCUGUGUGACAUCAUGGAUGGCAAACUGGAUCAAUGAGCCAAAGCUGAGCUGUCGAUCAAGACGGUUCUGAGGAUAUCACCUUGUUGACAAGAAGCGGUGUAAAUAUAUAUUCUUGUUUUCACACCUUUUCAUGUUGUGUACAGCCAUGAUAUCAAAACUGUUACGGAAUUGUUCUUCAAUGGUCCUGCUGUUGCCUCUUCUUCAACUCAUCCGGCUGGAUGUGCUCAACGCUGCCCCUUCCGGACCGGAAACUGACCUAUGCUCAACCCUAGUCCAGAGCCGAUUCUUUGGCUUUUUUCUCUCAUCCUCUGCAUUUCCCAGCACUCCCUGCACCUGGACCCUACAGAACCCUGACCCACGCCGCUACACAAUCUUCAUUAAGGUCACUAAGCCGACCAGAGACUGCGUUCCCCGACAGCAUCGGACCUUUCAAUUUGACUCUUUCUUGGAGACGACACGAACCUUCCUGGGGAUGGAGAGUUUCGAUGAGGUGGUAAAGCUGUGUGACGCCUCAACCCAUGUUGCUUUCUUGGAGGCAGGGAAACAAUUCCUGCAGAUCCGGAAAGGGCUGCCUAGAGCAGCUGCUGGAUCCAGGAAUGGGGAUGGGGAAUUUAAAGUGGAGUAUCUUGUGGUUGGGAAGCGUAACCCAAGCAUGGCUGCCUGUCAAAUGUUGUGCCAGUGGUUGGAGGAUUGCCUCACAUACAGUAGCUCCAACCGGCCCUGUGGCAUCAUGCAGACUCCAUGUCAAUGCUGGGACCAACCACCACCUGACAAAGAAACCAGUGGAUGCUAUCGAGAUGGAGUCUAUGUGGAGAACUGCAGCCCUGUGGUGAAAGAGGGAACAGCUGACAUGGAUAAAAGUGGUGGCUGGAGUGGGUGGGGCAACUGGGCGGCGUGCAGCAGUGAAUGUGGGGGCGGGGUCCAGACGCGCACACGCACCUGUCAGUCACCUCCUGAGGAGGCAUACCUAUGUGAGGGCGUUCUGGAGGAGGGGCGUCCCUGCAAUGCAGAACCCUGCAUUGGCUACAGGCAGUAUUCCUCUAAAGGCAAGAGUUUAAGUCCAGUGAAAUACAAUGGAGUGCAGGAGGCCAUGCUUGGCAAAGGCCGACUCGGCACUCGUAGCCAAUCGCUGCGCUCGGUGGACAGCCGCAAAAGAGAGGACACUGAUAAGACCCGCGGCGGACAGCAGUCUUCCCAAGCAGUGGAUCCUCCGACGGGUGAGGAGUGGUCUGCGUGGAGCGUGUGUUCGGCCACGUGCGGCGAGGGCUGGCAGAGCCGAACGCGCUUCUGCGUCUCCGUGUCGUACAGCACGCAGUGCAGCGGGCCGCUCCGCGAACAGAGACCCUGCAAUAAUACUGCUGUGUGUCCAGCCGCUCUGAUUACAGUGCACGGGACCUGGGACGAGUGGUCUCCAUGGAGUUUGUGUUCUUCCACGUGUGGCCGCGGCUACAGGGAGCGCACGCGCUCCUGCAAACCGCCACAGUUCGGAGGAAACCCGUGCGACGGCCCAGAGAAACAGACCAAAUUCUGCAGCAUUGCUGUAUGCCCAGUGGAUGGUGAAUGGAAUGAGUGGUCCAGCUGGAGUUCAUGUUCCGCAUCGUGUUCUAAUGGAACUCUGCAGCGCACACGAGAAUGUAACGGGCCCUCGUACGGGGGCAUGGAGUGUCAGGGCGAGUGGAAACAGCAGAGGGACUGUUUCCUAAAAGAGUGUCCUGUGGAUGGCCAGUGGCAGCUCUGGAGCACCUGGGCUGGUUGUACCAAAACAUGUGGUGGAGGAAGUCAGCAGAGACAGAGGGUUUGCCUUGGGCCCUUCUUUGGAGGAGAGCAAUGUCCAGGGGACAGAGAUGAAGUUAGAAGUUGCAAUGAGAAGAGAUGUCCAGAGCCACAUGAGAUCUGUGAUGAGGAGAAUUUCUCAAACGUUGUGUGGAAGAGAACUCCCGCAGGCGAAACAGCGGCUGUCCGCUGCCCUCCGAAUGCUGUGGGAUUAAUCCUUCGGCGAUGUUCAUUGGAUAGCGAGGGGAUUGCAUACUGGGAGAACCCAACUUACAUGAAGUGUGUCUCUAAUGAUUACCGAAGUAUCCAAACAUUGACAAGAGAUCACCUGUCCAAAGCUCAAAGGGGGCUAGUGGGUGAUGGGGUUUCUGAGGUGAUGACCAAGUUAAGGGUAACAUCCAGUGAUGGAACAAGCUACAGCGGAGAUCUUCUGGCUAUCAUAGAUGUACUAAAAAACAUGACCGAAAUAUUUAGGAGGUCUUACUACAGCCCCAGUAAUACAGACAUGAGGAAUUUUGUGCAAUCGGUAAGCAACUUACUGAUGGAGGAAAACAGGGAGAGAUGGGAGGAGGCUCAGCUGCUGGGCCCUAAUGUGAAGGAGCUGUUUCGUCUGGUGGAGGACUUUGUGGACGUCAUCAGUCUCCGCAUGAAGGACUUCCAGGACACCUAUGAGGUCACAGACAACUUGGUGCUGAGUAUUCACAAGCGGCCCGUCGCAGGAAAUGCGGAUAUCACUUUCCCUAUGAAGGGGUGGAGGGGGAUGGUGGACUGGGCUCGCAACUCAGAGGACAAAGUCAGAGUGGCCAAAAACAUCCUCGUCACUGGAAAGCCAGAUGAAGAUGAAGCUUCAGCAUUCGUGACCGGUAUCGUACUCUACCGAAACUUGGGCAGUAUUCUUUCUCUACAGAGAAAUAGCACAGUGCUGAACUCCAAGGUGAUCUCUCUGACAAUCAAACCCACCCCCAGCUCUCUUUCAACUCCACUAGAAAUUGAAUUCUCACACCUUUAUAACGGGACCACAAACCAAACCUGCAUUUCAUGGGAUGAGAAUGACAGCUCGUCGUUGCUGGGCUCCUGGUCUGCGCGUGGCUGCAGAGCUGUGCCCGUCGACUCCAGCACGACCAGAUGCUUGUGUGACAGACUCUCCACCUUCGCCAUUUUAGCACGCCUCAAUCCCGAUGUGAACAUGGAUAAGAACCAGCUUCCAUCUGUAACUCUGAUCGUGGGAUGCGGGGUCUCGUCCCUUACACUGCUGCUGCUCAUCAUCAUUUAUGUGUCAGUAUGGAGGUACAUCCGGUCAGAGCGUUCGGUCAUCCUUAUCAACUUCUGUCUAUCAAUAAUCUCAUCCAACGCUCUCAUUCUCAUUGGACAGACUCAGACACGGAACAAGGUUGUCUGUACUCUUGUGGCUGCCUUUCUGCAUUUCUUCUUCCUGUCCUCUUUCUGUUGGGUUCUGACAGAGGCGUGGCAGUCUUACAUGGCCGUGACUGGCCGUCUUAGAAACCGCAUCAUUCGCAAGCGUUUCCUUUGUCUUGGUUGGGGUUUACCUGCUCUUGUUGUAGCAAUUUCUGUGGGAUUUACAAAGGCAAAGGGAUAUGGCACUGUUAACUACUGCUGGCUGUCUUUGGAAGGCGGACUGUUGUACGCAUUUGUGGGACCAGCUGCUGCCGUCGUUUUGGUUAACAUGGUUAUUGGAAUUCUGGUUUUUAAUAAACUAGUUUCCAAAGAUGGCAUAACUGAUAUGAAACUCAAGGAAAGAGCAGGUCAGAUGACAGUGCCACUGUACAAUAUGACCCUCAAAUGUGCCAAGUGCGGAGUUAUCUCUUCGGCUGACGUUUCCACCACAGCUACCAGUAACGCCAUGGCGUCGCUGUGGAGCUCCUGUGUUGUAUUGCCCUUACUGGCACUUACAUGGAUGUCUGCAGUCCUGGCCAUUACUGACCGCCGUUCAGCCCUGUUUCAAAUCCUUUUUGCUGUUUUUGACUCCCUCGAGGGCUUUGUUAUAGUGAUGGUACAUUGCAUUCUACGCAGAGAGGUGCAAGAAGCCGUUAAGUGUCGAGUGGUCGAUCGCCAGGAAGAUGGAAACGGAGACUCCGGUGGAUCUUUCCAGAAUGGCCAUGCACAGCUGAUGACUGACUUUGAAAAGGAUGUGGAUAUAGCGUGUCGAUCAGGCACCAUGAAGCGUUCUUCCCUACAGGGUGAGGAGAAAGUAGCUUCACAGCAGAUCACAGUACAAAAAGGAUCCAACUUCAACACACUUCCUGCCAGCAUGGCAAAGGUCCACCUGCAAAACGUCGCCGACUACGCCAGCCACACUCUCACCAUGCGCCGUGAAAAGGGCGGCAUCGCCGGGGUCAGCACGGAGCUGCCCGGAGCCAAAUCUAUUUAUAUAUGUGAUGGAGAGCUGUUUAAGCAGCUGGACGGAGAUCACAACAGGGCUCCGGGAGACAGCGGAGGACCCGAAGGUGGAGGAACCAACCAAGGUUACGUCCUCUUGCCCAACAACAACAACACUCUCAGGCCCGCAAAGGGCGUGAAGGAGGACCAAGCCACCAAAUACAACAUCGGCAUCGAACAGUUACCGCAGACCAGGCUUAUUCACCUGGCCAACACAGGUGGCUCGGAUCCCAUCCCGGGGUUUGGGCUAAAAAGCUUGCCGACUGAUCGAGUUAGUGUUUCCUGCUCAGAUAAGGACUCCCCCUUGCAAACAAAGCAGAACAUCUCCAGUGAAUCUCAGGGGAUAAAUAAUGCAUGUGAGCAAGGGGACAUGGGCAACUCGGGCAUGAUGUCCAAAAGUGAGACAAUCUCCACACUGUCUAUGAGCUCUCUGGAGAGACGAAAAUCACGCUACGCAGAGUUGGACUUUGAGAAGAUCAUGCAUACACGGAAGCGCCACCAAGACAUGUUCCAGGACUUAAACCGGAAGAUACAGCAUGCAGAGAAAGACAGAGAUUCUCCACCAGUGGAUGGGAAGACUGGGAAGAGAUGGAGCGUGUCCUCGGGAGGCAGCGAUAAAACCAACCUUAGUGACAAGCAGCAGACUCCCAGUAAGCGGGCAUGGGAGGGAAUCAGGAAGACUCACUCCCCACCAUCAUGGGUACGUAAGGAGCUGGAACCCCUGCAGGCCUCUCCCCUAGAGAUGCAAGCAGUGGAGUGGGAAAAGGCCAGCGCCACGAUCCCUCUGGUGGGCCAAGAGAUCAUGGACCUGCAGACGGAGGUCUGAAUUGACCCCCUAAGCAAAUCUGGAAAAACAGAACAAAAACUCUACUUGCAGGGAAAAGGGAUUUCAUGUGGACAAGAAUGCGUGGAAGAAAUUAUGUUGUGAGAGAGAGAAACAGAAAGAGAAAAAUCAAAGAGAGUCUCAGAAAGCAACAUGGAAAUGUGGCUGUGCAAUUUAUUUUUUAUCCUGGAAUGGCCUUUUCCUUAAUGUCAAAGCGAAUCAUAACACUUCUGAAAAAGCAGGUCUGAGCCUGUUGCUAUGGUAACGUGUUGGCACUACCAAGAAUGGCUGAACUGGGCAACUUAAGCGGUCACCCUCUUUGGCAUUCUGGGAUGUUGCCAUGGGAACACUGGGAGUGACUGACAGAAAUUCAAGAUCAGAUGAGCCUUAGUGAGUGGCCUUCAAUUUCUUACACUUCUGGAUAUACACAAACAAACAAACACACAUUAGCGAUUUUGUCAUUAAAGAUCUAUUAUGGUAUAGAAAUGUAGACGUACUGAACUGGAAACUACAGAGAGCUUUCAAACUGCCCAGCGGGAAUCUGGAAAGACACGUGAUGCACUCAUUCUAAAUAUUAUUGUUGUUGUUGCUAUCUGUGUGAGACACAACACAUGCAUAUAAAUGUGGUGUGAGGGGCGACGUGAUUGGUGAGAUGCCCGUCGCCCACAAUGCAGUGCCCAAAGCCAUCUGCAUAUGACUGUUAAUGUAUCAACAAAAAAAGCCCCCCAGGAAAACCCCUCAGAGCCAGUAUCGCCCACAGCAGUGCCACUCAUGCCCACAUCAUAGCCACUGUGCUGUUGUGUGCACCGCGCCGACCUGUGGAUGCUUUAAAGACGUCAGUGAAAAUCGCAGAUUGAUCAAGUCAGCAUGAGAUUUGUAUCAAGCAUCCACCUAUCAGCGAAUUCCUCAGUGACUGUGGCAGGGCCGGAGAUCUGCUGUCUAUUGUGUGAAGCGACACGAUAUCAUUCGCUUGACGUUAAGCCAGAAAAACUGGAGGAGAACUGUCUUAAGAAUUAUGAAAUGGAAUAGUAUUGACUUAUAUAUAGUUAUGAUAUAUACAUACACUAUUAUAU
Paramisgurnus dabryanus is the source of this 6610-nucleotide messenger RNA. Lineage: Eukaryota; Metazoa; Chordata; Actinopteri; Cypriniformes; Cobitidae. The record is from RefSeq and is a predicted model, not a curated record.